This is a messenger RNA of Benincasa hispida (wax gourd), 387 nucleotides long. The record is from RefSeq and is a predicted model, not a curated record. Lineage: Eukaryota; Viridiplantae; Streptophyta; Magnoliopsida; Cucurbitales; Cucurbitaceae.
AUGAAAGGUGUCCUGAGGUUUAGAAGGAAGGGGAAGCUAAGUCCAAGUUUUGUAGGGCCAUUUGAGAUUUUGGAGCGAAUUGGCCUUGUGGCUUAUUGGUUUCCUUUGCCACUAUCCGUCUCUGCAGUUCACAAUAUUUUUCAUGUCUCUAUGCCGAGGAAGUAUGUGACAGAUUCAUCUCAUGUGGUAGAUUUCGACCCUUUGCAUCUAAAUGAAAACCUAAGUUAUAGAAAGAAGCCUAUCCAAAUUCUAGCUCGAGAAGUGAAGAUUCUGCAUAAUCGUGAGGUAGCAUUGGUAAAAGUUUUAUGGCCUGAGGAAGCAACUUGGGAGCGGGAGGACGAUAUGAGAACACAGUACCUAGAGCUGAUUAGUUCGGUUUUAAUUUAG